AUGUCCAACCAACACUCCUCAACCUUCCAAUCCGCCUCCUACUCCUUUUCCUCGUCUACCGUCAACGGAGAGACCCGCUCCCGCAGCGAAGCGACCUACAGCGACCCCUCUGGUACUAAAGUCCACCGUUCUUCUCAAGACCCGGGCCAAGCGGCGCGCAUAGAGAAAUUGGAGUAUGACAACGCUGGAAGGCGGAUUGAGGACGCGGGUGCAAGGGGCAGGAUCGAGGACGUGACAGACAAGGAAGAGCAGGAACAGAGGAAUAGGGAGUAUGAGGAGAGGAUCGAGGACGAGUAUGCGAAGAGGGAAGGUGGUGCUUAG
Didymosphaeria variabile is the source of this 321-nucleotide messenger RNA. RefSeq lists its product as uncharacterized. Lineage: Eukaryota; Fungi; Ascomycota; Dothideomycetes; Pleosporales; Didymosphaeriaceae. The record is from RefSeq and is a predicted model, not a curated record. Bases 1 to 321 code for a protein of 106 amino acids. The transcript has a single exon.